AGGGACCCAGGGGAGCAGGACCGGCGCGCCCCAGGGCCCCCCCGGCCCUCCGCGCGCCUUGGCACCGGAAAAUCAAACCCAGGCCGGCCGCCUCGCAGCCAAUCGCGGCGCAGACGGGCCCCGCUCGGGCCAAUGGAGGCCGCGCAUCGUAAUGGGGCGGCCGCGCGAGGCGGGCCCCGUUCAAAAAGUAGCCGCCAUUGUGGCCCGGGCCGCGCGCUGGCCGCGCGGGGACAGAACCCGCGCCCAUGGCCGGGGCCGCGACGGCCGAGCGGGGCGCCGAGCCGCCCGGCGCGCCCGGCACCGAGGGCCUGCCCCGCGCCUUUCUGCAGAGCCUGCGCACGCUCUUCGACAUCCUGGACGACCGGCGGCGCGGCUGCGUGCACCUGCGGGAGAUCGAGUCCCGCUGGCAGGGCGCCGACGCGCGCGAGCUGCCCCGCGGCGUGCUUGAGGGCCUGCGCCGAGUGGCCCCGGCCAGCGGCUACCUGACUUUCGAGCGCUUCGUGGCCGGCCUGCGCGCCUCGCUGCUGAGCGCCGACGGCGGCCCGCGGGGCCCCGCGCGCGCCCAGCCCCGGCCGCCCCUGCCGCCGCAGCGCCUGGCGUUCGCCCCGGCCGACGAGCCGCGCACCUUGCUGGAAAGGAAACCUCUGCCGCUGGCCGCGCGACCCCCGCCGGCCGACCCCGGCGGCGCGGCCCACAGCCCCGAGGGGCCGUGUGGCCCGGCCGAGGCGGCGCCCUGCCCCGCGGAGCCCGAGCGGCCGCAGGGCGCAGCGCUGGAGCGGAGCCCGAGUGCGGACGCCGGUGCAGCAGCCUGUGGGGCCUCGGAGGGAGGAGCCUGGGACGCACGCCGAGGCCCGCGAGCCCGAGGGGAGCGGCGGAGGCACACCAUCACGGACGGCGUGGACUGCGGCCUGCUGCGGCAGAUGAAAGAGCUGGAGGAGGAGAAGGAAGUACUGCUGCGCGGCCUGGAGAUGAUGGCGCGGGGCCGCGACUGGUACCAGCAGCAGCUGAAGCAGCUGCAGGAGCGCCAGUGCCGCCUGGGCCGAGGCCGAGCUGACCUUGGGGCUGCAGGGAGUCCCCGCCCACUGGGGCAGCUCCUGCCCCAGGCGCAGGAGGUGGUGCGAUGCUUGGGGGAGCUGCUGGCCGCUGCCUGUGUGGGCAGGGUGAGUGCCCCGGCUCCGGCCCUGCCCGCCAGCCCUGGUCCAGGGGCUGCGCCUGACCCGGCCCUCCCACAGGGACUGCCCUCCGGGCUCCCGAGCGCCGCGCCCUCGCCCAGCUGGCAGCAGCAAACCAUCCUGAUGCUUAAGGAGCAGAACCGCCUCCUGACACAGGAGGUGAGCGACAAGAGUGAGCGUAUCACGCAGCUGGAGCAGGAGAAGUCGGCCCUCAUCAAGCAGCUGUUCGAGGCCCGUGCACACAGCCAGCAGGACAGCGCAGCCCUGGACUCGACCUUCAUCUAGUGGGCCCACCCAGCAGUGGUCACUGGGAAUCCGGCGGGGCCAGCAGCAGCCACAUCCCCACAUUCCUGGCUGCCCCACUUGGCAGUGGACACUGGGGACCCACCCCGCGGGACCAGUGGCAGCCACGCCUCUGCAUCCUGGCCGGGCAGUGGACACUGGGGCUGCUGGGGACCCUGGCUGCCCAUCUCCAUUCCUGGUCU
Ochotona princeps (American pika) is the source of this 1657-nucleotide messenger RNA. RefSeq names its product suppressor APC domain containing 2 (gene SAPCD2). The record is from RefSeq and is a predicted model, not a curated record. Bases 246 to 1457 code for a protein of 403 amino acids. NCBI's taxonomy places the organism in Eukaryota, Metazoa, Chordata, Mammalia, Lagomorpha, Ochotonidae. The transcript has 5 exons.